AUGAAUUAUGAAUGAAUAUCACUCUAAUAAUUAAAUUAAUUACACAUGUUUCAAUACCGUUCUAAUCGUAAAUUAUACAAGAUAAGAGUGCGACACGAUAAGCGUGCUUUUGGCACAACACUACAAAUUCACCGCGGUGGUUUAUUUUUUAACCAGAGGCGGGAGAAUGGUUUUGGCAAAGGGCCUGAGACCCACGCAUGUCGCGGCUGCGAUAUUGGUGGUGCGGAUACUUUCAGUGUUCCUCGUGCAGACCUGGUACGUGCCUGAUGAAUACUGGCAGACCUUGGAGGUGGCACACAAACAGGCCUUCGGAUAUGGAGCACUGACUUGGGAAUGGCGAGCAGGCAUCAGGAAUUACUUGUACCCAAGUGUUAUAGCUCUUCUGUAUACUAUACUGAAGUUCACUGGCCUGGAUUAUCCGGAGGUUGUGGUUUUGAUCCCUCGCAUCUUCCAAGCCAUACUCAGUGCAGUUGCAGAUUAUAGUUUCUACAAAUGGACAGGAGGCAGGAAGUGGGCCUUGUUCCUUGUUCUAACCUCCUGGUUCUGGUUCUACACAUCAGGAAGGAAUUUGCUGCAAACAUUGGAAACUGUGCUGGUUACUGUCGCCCUGUCGAAAUUCCCAUUUAAAGGAGGAAAACUUGGAUAUUAUGAAAAAGAGGACAGUUGUUGGAUCUGGCUGGCCAGUGUGUCGGUGUUUGUGAGGCCGACGUCGCUGCCUCUGUGGGCUGUGCUGGCAUUGUACAACUUGGCCACAACCAAUCAGGACAGGUUGAAGUUGGCGUUGAAGACUUAUGUGCCUAUUAUACUGGUAUCAAGUGCAGCUCUCAUCGCCAUUGACUCAUACUUCUAUGGAAGGCUGAUCGUCACCCCGUGGGAGUUCUACAGAUUUAAUAUCCUCCAGGACGUCUCUUCGCAUUAUGGUGUGCACCCAUGGUACUGGUACAUAAGUCAAGGCCUUCCGGCAGUGUUGGGUGUAAACACACUGCCAGUACUGUGGGGCAUCGUCACUGUACUGAGGAGGCCUCAGCAGAACAAGGUCGGAGUCCUUUUGCUGGUCACUGUUGCGUUCCAUGUGAUCAUACAUAGCUUUGUGCCGCACAAAGAGUUCCGGUUUGUGUUGCCGUUGCUGCCUAUCUUGCUGUACCUCGCACAGGAUGUUCUGGUGCCGUGGAGCCGGAAAGCCAACAAGUGGCAGUUAUAUCUCGUGGCCUUAGUCCUGUUGGUCGGUAACGCGGUGCCUGCCUUGUACUUUGGCAUGGUGCACCAGAGCGGCACCGUCAAAGUGAUGCCCUUGCUGCGUGAUGCUGUCCCCAACAACCGCUCCUCGAUACUGUUCAUCACGCCGUGCCACUCCACGCCGCUAUACAGCCAUCUCCACAUGAACGUAACGACCCGCUACCUGAACUGCGACCCACCGUUGCGCGGCGAGUCCACUGAACAAGAAGCCUUCUACAACAAUCCGCAGCGCUGGUGGCGGCUGGAGCACUCCACCAGGCAGACACCCUCGCUUGUGGUGCUGUUUGACGUAUUGCGAGGCCGGGUUGAGGAGCUACUAAAGGGGUACCGGCUGUUGCACGACCUGCCACACACACAGUUCCCGGAAGGCGAAGUCGGGGAGCGACUACUAGUUUAUCAGAAGAUAGAAGGCGCGGCGAGAGUGCAACAGACGGACGACACAGUGCAAAAAUGUUCCAAAUAUAAAAUGGGCGCGAAUUCUAUUGUUUUAUUGUUAUUUUUUUUAAUAUCAUUUACUUACGAAUGCAAAGGUAUUGAAUCCAUACAGCCGAGCCAUAAAGUGAAGAGUGAUGGGAAGGGAAGCUUGGUUUUCGUGUUUGAUACAACGGGGUCUAUGUUCAAUGAUUUGAGGCAGUUGAGGGAAGGGGCUGAGAUGAUCUUGAAGACGGCUUUGGAAGAGAGCCAGGUUAUAGCCGAUUUUGUGUUUGUGCCUUUCCAUGAUCCGGGUGUCGGACCAGCGACAGUCACAAAAGACAUAGAAGUGUUCAAGAAAGCCCUAGCAAGCGUCGGGCGGGUCUACGGCGGCGGGAACUGCCCCGAGAUGACGCUGAAAGGCAUCCAACUAGCGCUCAACGUCAGCCGCCCGCAUUCCUUCCUAUACGUAUUCACUGACGCCUCUGCAUACGACCAUAAGCUGGUUGGGAAGGUGUUGGAUGCUAUACAAAGGCAGCAGACUCAGGUGGUUUUUGUACUGACUGGCCAUUGCAAUGAUCUCGACAAGCCGACGUUUAGAGUGUAUCAUCAGAUCGCCACCGCUAGCUCGGGACAAGUGUUUAAUCUAAACAAAACCAGCGUUCAUAAGGUGCUGGAUUUUGUGCGAAGUUCUAUAAAAGGCAGGACUGUUAAUCUGGCCUCUGCCGUCAAUCCGCCUGGCUACAAUUAUACUCAAGAGAUACCCGUGGACAAGUCAGUGGGCGAAGUGACGGUGUCAGUGUCGGGGGCGAAGCCGCAGAUCCGCGUGGUGAGCCCCAGCGGCGAGCGGCUCAUCGGCCCGCCGCGGCUCAUCACCACGCUCGACUUGUCUGAGAUUAUGAUAGUGAAAGUGCUGAGACCGGAGCCCGGCAAUUGGAGUAUAACAGUGGGCAGUGAAGAGCAGCACUCGGUGAGGGUCGUCGGCUUGUCCAACCUCACCUUCCAGCAAGGGUUCUCCGUGCAGCCGGCCAUGUCUAUGGAUGAGACCAGCUAUCGGCCCUUGAAAGGUACAUAUAACCACAUGCUAAUAUCUCUAAAUGGCACCAAUACCUCUCUACACAUGGAUCAAGUCCAACUGUUGAGUAUGGACGGCAAACCUUUAUUCGAAGUGCCAUUACAAGAAGUCGACAAAGAGAGGAAUAUCUACCAGGCCGCUGCUUUUGUACCUCCUGAUGAGUUCUUUAAUAUAGCAAUAAUAGGCCACGAUGACAACGGACAGGAAAUCCGUAGAAUGGGUUCCACUGCAGUGCAAGCUAAACCACCAGAUGUUCCAUACUUAGUGGCAACGGAGAAGGUAGAGGCGCACGCGCAUUCGCAAGUGAAGCUGACAUGCCACGUGGAGAGUUUGGUGCCAGUUUCUUCUGGAUGGACGAAAGACGACGUGCCGUUGCAAAAAAAGACUCAGACCUUACAAAGCACGUCUAUCGAGUACGUAAUAGACAACAUGGAGGAAGGCUACGUGGGUACAUAUCAAUGCGAUGCUAGUAACGCUGCUGGCUCUUCUAAAGCAGUAACUAUUUUGGAUAUGAUUGUGGAUCUUCCAAAGGUGACAGUUUUGCCAGAGAAUAAUACUAUAACAGAAAAUGACACCUUGACCGUGCAAUGCUCAGUGCUCAGCGAGGCUUUGCUGAAACGAACUACGAUCAUGUUCAACGGAACUCUACAGAGUUAUGCAAAAGAUUUUAUCUUGGAACCCUCUAUUGACGGACACUAUGCUUUCAAUCACACGAUUUUACACGUGAGUGAAAGAGACAGUGGCGUAUUUUCGUGCAUUGCGACCAAUAGGGGUGGUAGUACAAACCAAUCGUCAUACAUUACAGUAAAUCUAAAACCCACUGUCCAAAUUCAGGGCGAACGAACCAUUAGCAAAGAGAUAUAUACAGAUCUAGAGAUCGUAUGUACAGUUGAAAAUGCUGCCAAAGUGCAAUGGUUGAAUAUUAACAAGGGUAUAAUAUCAGAACAGAAAGUAAACGGCAGUUAUUCUUCUGUUCUGGACAUCAAGAAUGUAACAGAGGAUGGUAUAUGGACAUGUCUAGCUCUAAAAGACGAUUUGAAAGCUUCCGACACAGUGAAUUUAACGGUAUCAAUAAAGCCUCAAGUAAAGAUCGAUGGAUCAAGAAACAGAACAUUAAUAAACGGCACGUUAGAAGAGCUGAUUUGUAUUGUGCAAGCCAAACCAACGCCGAUUAUAACUUGGCGCAAUGAAAACGAAGAAGUUCUGGCUAAUGUAUCUAAUCCAGAACCCAACUUAUAUAAAAGCGUUCUAACCCUGGACAGUGCGAAGGCACCAGUAAAUGGCUCAUAUAUUUGCAUUGGACAAAAUUCACAAGGUGUUAAUAAUGACUCUAUAAGUAUUCACGUUAAAAGAAAGAUGACUCUACUUCAAGGAUUUUCAGAUACAUCCGUUGAAUUAUAUUCGCAAAUCGAUUUCCAAUGUUUAAUGGAUUCUGAUCCAUUACCAAACAUAACUUGGUACCACAAUAACACUCGAUUACUGCCAAAAGACAACAUCAAUUUUUCCGACGACAAUACCAUUAUUAACAUACAGAAAGUUGAAUUCGAUGAUUUGGGAUUGUAUGUGUGUGAAGCUGAUGAUGGUUACGGAAAAAUAACUGUUAACGGAACUUUAAGUGUCCAUGGGUUAGAGAGGCCAAUAUUAGAUAAGGAACUGGCGAAAAUUUCAACGCUGAAAGGAAAAUCGCUUAUAAUGCCAUGUAGAUUAUUGAAAGGUAACCCACAACCGAAUAUAAAAUGGGAAUAUAAAUCUAUUAUACCAUCUGGCAAUUUUACAACAUUGCCACAAAAUGUUGAAAUUGAUGAAGAUAAUGGCAUUAAUUUAGAUAAAGUAACCAAAAAUAACGCGGGUAUAUACAAAUGUACAGCAGAUAAUAUUAUUGGAAGCGACAGUUAUGAAAUAGAACUGGUUGUGCGAUAUCCACCAGAAUUGGUCGCAUCAAACGAGACACAUUUACAAUUACAAGGUCCUAAAGAAAUCACUGUUGGGGAAACGAUACGGUUAUCUUGCAACGUGACUGGAAUCCCACCACCAAUCGUCACUUGGACUAGAGAUGGUUCACAUAUCGCUUAUUCUAAAAAUGUAUAUAUAGAUGAUGAUGAAGGAUUGGUAAUAGAAAACGCCACAAAAUUUGAAUCAGGAAUGUACUCGUGUAAUGCAAGCAAUGCUUUGGGAGUCGUUUUGAAAAAUUUUACGGUUACUAUCUAUAAUAUUCCAGAAAUCAAUACGUCUAGAACGACUUCAGAAAUAGAAGUAAUAGAAGGCCAAUUAGUGGAACUUCCCUGCUCUGCUCAAGGAUUUCCACUUCCGCAGAUCAAAUGGUUUCAAAAUGGAGAAGUUAUAACAGAAUCUAGAAAAUAUAUUGAUGAAUAUGGAUUGAGAUUUGUGGCAAAUGCAACCGAUUUUGGGGUAUACACUUGCGACGCUAGCAAUGACUACGGGAGCGCUUCUAUAAACUACACUGUCAUGAUUUGGGUAACACCGCAUAUAGAACCUCCGUUGGAAGUAUUUGAAGAAAUCCAAUAUGGCGCGAACGUUAGUAUCGAAUGCAACGCGGUUGGCUUCCCGAUACCAAAUAUAACAUGGAUGUUUGGAGAUGAGGUCUUGAUUAAUAGCACCAACUUGAGGUUUAACGAUUCCGGAAACCUGAGUAUAGUAAACGUCAGUGUUAAAAACGAAGGUCCGUAUAUUUGUGCAGCAGAAAACAUUGCCGGUAUAGCCAAGAAGACCUUCUAUGUCAGUGUGAGAGAGACACCAGCAAUUCUAACAGACAAUUACACGGGGCCCUAUGAGGCGUUGAAUUUGGAUACCUCAUUGAUCAUAUCGUGCAAAGCUACGGGCAACCCUAAACCUUAUGUCGCUUGGAUUAAAGACGGAUUUUAUUUGGAUACAGAUAGCCGGUAUGAAAUAGCCGUUGAUGGUACGUUGACAAUCAAAAAACCUACUGAAGAACUAAGCGGAGUUUAUACUUGUGUUGCCAAGAACCAUGUCGGUAAUGCUACCAAGGACUUUCCCGUUAAGAUUUACUCUGCGCCGGUUUUGAUGCAAGACGAGGCGCUUCCCUUCGUCACCACAGCAGUGGAGGGAGCGAAUGUGACGCUGCAGUGCCCUGUGCGCGGGGGCGAUUACAAUGUCAAAUGGUAUAAGGACGCAGUGUUACUCGCAAACGGAUCUCUAAACUUGCCCAACGUGUCCCGUACUAACGAGUCCACGUACGCGUGUGUGGCGGGCAACGCCGCUGGUUCCGUACACGCCAGCGUUGCACUACGCGUGGAGUGGUCACCAUCACGGCUGACCACUUCCAAUGAUAGCGUGGAGGUGGUAAGAGGAGAGAACUGUUAUUUGGAUUGCAAGACAGAUUCUAAACCUAGAGCUAAGACUAUAUGGUUUUUCAACUCCAAACGCUUAGUGCUAGAAGACAGAGAAGUGCUGAAGCUAUUGACUGUGAGCCCGCGACACGUCGGCCUCUACCGGUGUGUGGCGGGCAACGAGCAUGGAACCAUAGAGAAGCUAUUCCAUUUGAGGGUUUUGGAACCGCCAUUCAUAUCUGAAUUCGAAAUGCUGGAUGUACAACUGAAGGCAGGCAUCAACGCCACUCUCCAGUGUAUUGCCAGAGGAGACCCUGAGCCCAGCAUAUCUUGGACUUUCAACAAUACAAAUUGGGUAGCUCGGAAUGCUUCCCUUAUUUCUUCAAACGUCAGCACUCAAUCAGAGGGUAGCUACCGAUGCGAGGCCACGAACAAAGCCGGGAUCGCGCACAUAGUGUAUCGAGUGUUGGUCGUGUCUAGUGCGAAGGUGGACGGUAUUGUGAUGUACAAGGAUGGUGUAGGGACCAAUGUGGACAAGAAUUUAGACCUUGUGCUCAAUACAAAUGUUCGCUUGGCGUGCAAAGCUUCAGGUCAUCCGACACCAAUGAUCCAAUGGAUCAGACAUGGCAACGCAGUUAGCGAGAACACAGGUGGUUUCGACUAUGCAGAUCUGACGUUUGACAACUUAAGUACAACUCACGCUGGAUAUUACUCUUGCAUUGUAUCUAACGAAGGAGGGAUCGAAGAGAAGACUGUUAAAGUUAAUAUCUUGGAACCUCCGCGCAUCUUCCAAACGCUUUUUCAAAAUGGCAAUACGUCACAGAAGAUUAUUGACCUUGAGGUAAUAUCUGGGCAAGCGUUUUACAUGCAUUGCCAUCCUUAUGGCAACCCUGCACCAGAGGUGUACUGGUUCAAAGAUGGACUUCCUCUAAAAUUGUAUGACGAUACCAUGAUUACUAAGGAGUUUGGUGAAGUUUUGAUAUCGAAAAGUGCGAAAUAUGAGCAAUCGGGGAAUUACACUUGCGUUGCGAGGAAUAAAGUUGGAGAAACCAGUGUUGUGUAUUUGGUUGAUGUUUUGGUUCCUCCCCCACUACAAAAAGAUAACAUAAAGCAAGCGAACGCUCUGCUAGGCACGGCUUUGAUUCUCACGUGUCCUGCAGAGGGUCGACCAACCCCAUUCGUGAUGUGGAUCAAACACCCCUACACUGAGAUCUGCGAGUCUGACAGAAUUCAUUUGCUGAAUGAUAACUAUACUUUGAUGAUACCCGACCCAAAAGUAUCUGACAGUGGUAAAUACUCCUGCAUUAUGUCCAACAAAGUUGGUACGACAGAACUGGUCUACGAAGUGACCAUAGAGAAACCUCCCUCUAUAAUGGGCAAUGUUGGCAAUGAUACCUCAGAAUACUAUGUCGUACCUUUGAGAAGAAGUCUUGUAUUGAAGUGUGAAGUCGAUGGACAUCCUCAACCGAAGAUCACUUGGUUUAAGGAUAUCCAACAACUGAGCAGCAAUCUGCCCAAUAUUCAGCGUGUGUUCGGCAAUAGUCUGGUGGGACUGUGGAGCGUCAAUGUCAAUGACGCUGGACAGUACAUCUGUGUGGCAGAGAACAGUGUGGGCACUGCGCAUCGACGAUACAAUGUCGCUGUACAAGUGCCGGGCAAAUGGAGCGCUUGGUCCACAUGGAGUUAUUGCAACGCGACGUGUGGCGCGGGCUACCAGCAGCGCGCGAGAACGUGCCAGUACAUCGUUGAUGAUGAUCAGACUAUAGACAAGAACAGUCAGCCUGACAAAUGGAUACUUGACGAGUCUUCAUGCAAAGGGCAGAGCAAAGAGAAGAGGAAAUGUAACAUGCCGCCGUGUGAGGAAGAAGAAUCGAGAUGGUCGAGCUGGUCGCAAUGGUCGCGCUGCUCGGUGUCGUGCGGCGCGGGCACGCAGGCGCGCACGCGGCGCUGUCGGGGGGAGGCGCCGUGUGGGGGGGAUAACGUGCAGAUAAGAAAGUGUCCCGGCUCACCACGGUGUCGGGACAAUAGACGUUCGCAACAAACGCACGAGGACGUUACUAAUGAAACGGACACGGAGUAUAUUCCUGAGGCGACGAUCGAGAUGACUUCAAGCACAUUAAAUGUGUUACGAUCAGCGAAAACGGAGGACGAUUUCUACAUUCCCAGUCAGGUGAUGCAGCCGGUGUACAGGGUGAACGCGACGGUAAACUUGGACGGCAGCGAGCGCGGGCGGUGCGGCGCGGGCUACAGGCACGAUGCGAAGAACGACUCGUGCGAAGAUGUCGACGAGUGCCUGGUGGACAGCAACCAGUGCCACCUGACGCAGGCAUGCGCCAACGCGCCGGGCGGGUACGUGUGCUCGUGCCCCGAGGGGUACGCGUCGUUGGGCGCCGGACAGCGGUGUCUGGGUGAGUGUUGAUGUGUCAGUUAGUGCCUGGUGGACAGCAACCAGUGCCACCUGACGCAGGCGUGCGCCAACGCGCCGGGCGGGUACGUGUGCUCGUGCCCCGAGGGGUACGCGUCGUUGGGCGCCGGACAGCGGUGUCUGGACAUAAACGAAUGCACGACGCUGACGCACGGCUGCGAGUACGCGUGCGUCAACGUGGCGGGCGGAUACGUGUGUGCGUGCCCCGCACACACGCGCCUGCACGCCGACCGGCGCCGCUGCGUGCCGCCUUCGAUGUACAGAGAGCCCAACUCCUAUGAAGACACUGAGGUGGAAGACUAUCCCAGCGCUUCCUUUGAAUCUGAGACGGGGUAUGCACGUACCGAAUAUUAGAUAAUUAUAUAGCUACCGACAAAUCUUAAUUUAUUGUAAUAAAUAAUAUUGGC
This is a messenger RNA of Bicyclus anynana (squinting bush brown), 8862 nucleotides long. It is a transcript of the gene PIG-B, whose product is annotated as hemicentin-1. Lineage: Eukaryota; Metazoa; Arthropoda; Insecta; Lepidoptera; Nymphalidae. The record is from RefSeq and is a predicted model, not a curated record. Gene Ontology annotation, cellular component: plasma membrane; axon. The transcript has 56 exons. Gene Ontology annotation, molecular function: cell-cell adhesion mediator activity; glycosyltransferase activity; calcium ion binding. The coding region runs from base 167 to 8449 and encodes 2760 amino acids. Gene Ontology annotation, biological process: homophilic cell-cell adhesion; dendrite self-avoidance; axon guidance.